CUUUUAAAUAAAAAAAGUAAAGUAAGGAAAAAUAUGCUUUCCCAUUGUUUAAAUGGGCUUGUUGUUUAUUGUCUCAUGAGCCAUAGAAGAUGCUAUCUCGGUGACCUUGAAGAAGAGAGCUUCGCCCUACCUGAUCCUGAUAUUGGAGAGUUUCCAGUAGAGCAGGGAGGCUUAGCUCAAAGACUUGAAAGAGCUUGUUGGAGGAAAAAGUAAGGGCUUGUGAAGUAAAGGAGUGAUACAGAGAAGGCUACUGUGACAGAUGGUUGACUAAUGCUCUUACCGUUACAACGCUAACAGGCGAUUGCCUGCCCAUGCUAUAGCCAUGCUACCUUCCUUUACCCUCCUAUAAAUAAGCUGGCUAACU
Molecule: messenger RNA, 364 nt
Organism: Rubroshorea leprosula
Lineage: Eukaryota; Viridiplantae; Streptophyta; Magnoliopsida; Malvales; Dipterocarpaceae
Source: the annotation of a GenBank genome assembly